Messenger RNA from Macrosteles quadrilineatus (aster leafhopper), 2112 nucleotides. Its product is annotated as zinc finger protein 665-like. The record is from RefSeq and is a predicted model, not a curated record. The coding region runs from base 823 to 2112 and encodes 429 amino acids. Lineage: Eukaryota; Metazoa; Arthropoda; Insecta; Hemiptera; Cicadellidae. The transcript is spliced from 3 exons. Gene Ontology annotation, cellular component: nucleus. Gene Ontology annotation, biological process: regulation of transcription by RNA polymerase II. Gene Ontology annotation, molecular function: DNA-binding transcription factor activity, RNA polymerase II-specific; RNA polymerase II transcription regulatory region sequence-specific DNA binding.
UUAAGAAGCCAUGUUAUUGCUAUGAUAAAAAAAACCCACUGCUUUACCAACCUAACAAAAUCAGCGACACGCUUUUGACAGACUUCUGCCAUGGCAGUGUUACCUCCGGUUAUAAUUUUAGCUCAGUCAGUGGCCUCUGGCCUCACCCCGCCGGCUGUCAAAGUCAACCGAAUCCGAACCGUCAAAAUUUCCAUUAUUUGAUAUUGUAAAUUGUUGUAAUUGUAGGCCUUGAGUAGAAAGAACUGUUUCCAACAUCAAAAUAUUCAAAAUGUUUCUGUUCCUAAAGUAAGCCUAUUUUAUUUUAGUGUUUCUUGGUUUUUAGAAACAUUUGUACACACGUGUUCCUAUGUUUUAACUAGGCCUACGGUGUAAAUGCAGCUUUACAGCAGUUGUGAAGAGCGACCAAGCCUUUUGUAUGGUAAAUAUGCCUUCUACAAGCUUCUACUUAAGUCACAAGUUCCAAUACCUAUUGAGUGCAUCUCGGUGCUACGUUUUAUGUUGAUUACGAGCCAAAAACAGGUUAACACAGAAAGUAAAAGGAAUUAAAUCAAGAGAUUAUACAGAUUUAAGAAUUUAUAUAAUACAAUAGAAGAACACAGAAAAAGAAGAUAAAAAAAUCCCUCAAGUAUACUGAAGAAUACAUAAUGUGCAUAGCAUGAUUUUAAUACCAGAAGAUUCAAUGUUAAAUGAGAGAGAUAGCCUAUCAUAUAACUGCUGUACACUUAAGAAGUACUACAAAAGGUUACUAUUUUAAUACAUACUAAUUCCUUUGAUUAGUUAUUAGAUUUAUGUGUUAAGAUUCACAAAGUUAAUAAGUGCAAGAUGUUAACUCACACUAAUGUUUUUCCUAUCAAGUGUCCGAUAUGUGAGCAAAGACGUUCAACUCGAUUUGCAAUGAAGAUUCAUAUAUUAUAUCACACAGGAGAGCGUCCCUUUAAAUGUUUGUCGUGUGAAAAAACCUUUUUCCAACUCAAACAAGUAAAGAAGCAUUUGUUAAAUCACUUUGGGACAAAUUCUUACAAGUGUACUACAUGUGGCAAAUUUUUUGCUUCUAACAGCUAUUUGGAGACGCAUAUUGCAACAGUUCAUUCCAGUACAGGAAAAAUACCUUUUAAGUGUACCACAUGUGGAAAAUCCUUUACUAGUAGCAGCAAUAUGAAGAGACAUUUUGCAAUUGUUCAUUUAGGAGAGACACCUUACAAGUGCAAUAUAUGUGGAAAAUCCUUUGCUUCUAACAGCUAUAUUAAGAGACAUAUUGCAAGUGUUCAUACAGGAGAGACACCUUAUAAGUGCACUACAUGUGGAAAAUCCUUUGCUUUAAAAAUUGGUAUGAAGACACAUAUUGCAAGUGUUCAUGGAGGAGAGAGACCUUUUAAGUGCAAAACAUGUGGAAAAUCCUUUGCUUCUAACGGCAAUAUGAAGAAACAUGUUGCAAGUGUUCAUGCAGGAGAGAAACCUUAUAAGUGCACUACAUGCGGAAAAUCCUUUCCUUCUAACGGCAAUAUGAAGAAACAUGUUGCAAGUUUUCAUGCAGGAGAGACACCUUAUAAGUGCAAAACAUGUGGAAAAUACUUUGCUUUUAACAGCAAUAUGAAGAAACAUAUUGCAUGUGUUCAUACAGGAGAGACACCUUUUAAGUGCACUACAUGUGGAAACUCCUUUGCUUUUAACAGCUAUAUGAAGAGACAUAUUGCAAGUGUUCAUACAGGAGAGACACCUUAUAAGUGCACUACAUGUGGAAAAUCCUUUGCUUCUAAGGGCAAUAUGAAGAGUCAUAUUGCAAGUGUUCAUUUAGGAAAGACACCUUUUAAGUGCACUACAUGUGGAAAAUCCUUUGCUUCUAACAGCUAUAUGAAGAGACAUAUUGCAAGUGUUCAUACAGGAGAGACACCUUAUAAGUGCACUACAUGUGGAAAAUCCUUUGCUUCUAACAGCUAUAUGAAGAGUCAUAUUGCAAGUGUUCAUUUAGGAGAGUCACCUUAUAAGUGCACCACAUGUGGAAAAUCCUUUGCUUCUAACAGCUAUAUGAAGAGACAUAUUGCAAGUGUUCAUACAGGAGAGUCACCUUAUAAGUGCACCACAUGUGGAAAAUCCUUUGCUUCUAACAGCUAG